UCCAAAAAUGAUGCUCGCAUUUGCUGUCUGUUUCCUUCUUAUUAUUCUUGAACAAGUGAAACAAAGACCACAUAGUUUUUUUCCCUGACUUGGUUUGUUUUCCCAUUAUAAAAUUUUGGUGUUUCUUCCAUUUCUGAACCUAAAAGGUUUUUGGUUAUUUAACUUCUCUGUUUCCUUCUUUCUGUAAGUAGUUUUAGCCAUGAAUCCAUGUCUUCCUGAAUGGAAUAUUGAGACUGAACUUCCUGUUCCACAUCAAAAGAAGCCUAUGGGAUUUGAUCAUGAGCUAGUGGAGUUGUUGUGGCGAAACGGGGAGGUAGUAUUACAUAGCCAAACACAUAAAAAGCAGCCAGGCUAUGAUCCUAAUGAAUGCAGACAGUUUAACAAACAUGAUCAACCAAUAAUAAGAGUUGCUGGAAAUCAGACUAAUUUGAUUCAAGAUGAUGAAACUGUCGCGUGGCUAAACUGCCCUAUCGAUGAUUCGUUUGACAAAGAAUUUUGUUCCCCCUUCUUAUCUGAUAUUUCAACAAAUCCUCACCUAGGGGAGGAACCUGAUAAGUCAAUUAGGCAAUCAGAGGACAAUAAUAAGGUUUUCAAGCUUGAUCCUUUAGAGAUUAACCAUGUUCUUCCGCAAUCACAUCAUUCUGGUUUCAAUCCAAAUCCAAUGCCACCUCCAAGAUUUCACAACUUUGGAUCAGCACAACAGAAACAUCAUAUAGUAGGGGGGAAUCAAAAAGGUGUUAACUUUCCUCCACCGAUAAGGUCAUCCAAUGUGCAGCUUGGUGGCAAAGAAGCUAGAAGCAAUCUGAUGCUGCAAGAUAUCAAAGAGGGGUCUGUGAUGACAGUUGGUUCAAGCCACUGUGGCAGCAAUCAAGUUGAUACUAGCCGGUUUUCAAGUAGUGCAAAUAGAGGGUUGUCUGCAGCAAUGAUCACUGAUUAUACCGGAAAAAUCAGUCCACAAAGUGAUACAAUGGACCGAGACACAUUUGAACCAGCUAAUACAUCUUCGUCUUCAGGAAGAUCGGGUAGUAGUUAUGCAAGAGCAUGCAAUCAAUCUACAGCGACCAUUAGCCAGGGCCACAAGAGGAAGAGUAGAGACGGUGAAGAACCAGAAUGCCAGAGUAAAGCUGAUGAGCUAGAAUCAGCUGGAGGAAACAAGUCAGCCCAAAAAUCUGGAACUGCCCGAAGGAGCCGUGCUGCAGAAGUGCAUAAUCUCUCUGAAAGGAGACGGAGGGACAGAAUCAAUGAGAAAAUGAAGGCCUUGCAAGAGCUUCUUCCUCACUCUACUAAGACAGACAAAGCAUCAAUGUUGGAUGAGGCUAUUGAAUACUUGAAGUCACUUCAGAUGCAACUGCAGAUGAUGUGGAUGGGAAGUGGCAUGGCAUCAAUGAUGUUUCCUGGUGUCCAACACUACAUGUCAAGAAUGGGAAUGGGGAUGGGUCCGCCUUCGGUGCCUUCCAUGCACAAUGCUAUGCAUUUAGCUAGGCUUCCUUUGGUUGAUCCAGCAAUCCCUUUGACACAAGCUGCUCCUAAUAAUCAAGCAGCUGCAAUGUGCCAGAAUUCAAUGUUGAAUCAAGUUAACUAUCAACGCCAUUUGCAGAAUCCCAAUUUUCCAGAUCAAUAUGCUAGUUACAUGGGGUUCCAUCCACUUCAAGGCACUUCUCAGCCUAUAAACAUUUUUGGCUUAGGUUCACAUACAGCACAGCGAAGUCAACAGUUACCGCAUCCAACUAAUAGUAAUGCACCCGCCACUUGAAGAGUUAUCACUGAGGAUACUAUCAGUACUGUAAAAUUAGGUAAGG
Solanum verrucosum is the source of this 1799-nucleotide messenger RNA. Its product is annotated as transcription factor PIF4-like. The coding region runs from base 200 to 1753 and encodes 517 amino acids. Gene Ontology annotation, biological process: regulation of DNA-templated transcription. Gene Ontology annotation, molecular function: protein dimerization activity; DNA-binding transcription factor activity. Lineage: Eukaryota; Viridiplantae; Streptophyta; Magnoliopsida; Solanales; Solanaceae. The transcript is spliced from 9 exons. The record is from RefSeq and is a predicted model, not a curated record.